AUGUCCACCGAAAUGUCAACGCCAGCAGCACCGUGGACAGAGCACCGCACGCCUGAAGGGCGCCCUUACUGGUACCACACGAUCGAAAAACGCUCGGUAUGGGAGAAGCCAUCAGAGCUCAAGACGCCUCGCGAGAGAGCACUCGAAGCCACGCCUUGGAAAGAAUACAAGUCAGGCGAUCGAUCGUACUAUGUCCACAGCGUCACCAAGCAGUCCACUUGGACGCUGCCUGCUGAGCUCAAGCAGAUUCUCGACCAGUAUCCCAUCGAAGGUGCCGCACCUAGCUCGGCAGCUGCGCCAGCGUCUCCGCUCGUUGGGGGUAACACGCAGUCGCCCGCGUUCGCUCGGUCGCCCGUAGCUUCGCAGAGUCCCUUCCCUGCCAUAGGCCAAGCAUCGCCAAACUACGCCGCAAGGGGUGCCAAUGUGAACUCGCCAAACCCCAUGAAUCACCGCCCAAGUGCUGCUGGGCCCGCUUCCGGCUCAAACACCCCCCUAGCAGCAUCCACAUCUUCGUCCCGCCAUGCUGUUGCUGCUCCUGCUGCUGGUCCGCCGUCCGCGCACCAAACCAUGUCCGGCACCACCGAAAUCAACUUCAAAGGCGACAAAGAAGCGGCCGAAGCCGCUUUCAUCCAGCUCCUAGCCGAUACGGGAGUAGACGUCGACUGGACGUGGGAAACCACCAUGCGCAGCAUCAUCACCAACCCCCUGUACAAGGCGCUCAAAACGAUCGCCGAACGCAAAGCCGCAUUCAACAAGCACAUUGACUCUCUCCGUAGUCGACGUGCGGCUGAAUCUGCUGCGCGGUGGGAGCAGCUCAAGCCCGAAUUCCGGCAGCUCGUGGACGGCGAUGAGCGGAUCAAGGGGUAUUCGAGCUACGCAACGGCUCGCAAGUUUUUGUCGGGGACGGCGACGUGGAAGAAGGCGACGAGUGAGGAGGAGGCGCGCGAGCUGGUGGAGGCUGUACUGAGGGAUGUGAGGGAAGCUGAAGGGUUGGAGGCAGAGACGGUGAGGAAGAGGAAUAGGGAGAUGCUCAUGGCACUGCUCAAGACGUUUGAAGCCGACGUGUUGACGCGCUGGAGGGAUGCGCAUCGGACAAUCCUCGAGUCGCAGGAAUACGUCGAGGAUGCGCAUUUGAGCUCGAUGGAUCUCAGCGACAUGCUGGCGGUGUUUGAAGAGCUCAUCAAGGGCAUUGAGCGGGAUGCGGAUGCUGCAGCGCGCAAAAAGGCCACCGCGAGGCGGCGCAAAGAGCGGCAGAACAGGGAUGCGUUCAAAGCGCUCCUGCGUGGCUUGCGCGAGGAGGGCAAGAUUCAAGCACGAUCGACAUGGGGCGAAGUGUUCCCGCUCCUCAAGGACGAUCCUGCCUUCCUUAACGCACUGGGCCAACCCGGAUCGACGCCGCUCGACCUCUUCUUCGACCUGGUCGACGAGCUCGACCAGCAACUCGAACGACAAACCGCCGACGCUCUGCAGCACAUCUCCAAGCAAGGCCACACCGUCGAACCGUCUACCAGCCAAGCUGACUUUAUCGCGUGGACGGCGGGAGUCGAUGUCCCGCGCGAGACGCUCGACCAGAUCUACCGCGAGCUCGUCGCCUACCUCGCCGAAGAAGCCGAGCGCAAGCUGGCCGAGGAGCGCCGCAAGUUGGAGCGCAAGCACCGGCAUCGCAUCGAAGACCUGCGCUAUGCGUUCAAGAAGGUGGACCCGCCGCUGGACCUGGACGCACCCUGGCAGGAUGUGGUGGCGAGGGUGGAGCAGCUGCAGGAGUACAAGGACGCGCAGAAGGAGGAUGCGAGGGUGGCCGAGUGGGCGUGGGACAAAUUUGUCCGGCGGCAGAAGGAGAAGGAGCGCGAGGGCUUGGACGGACGUAAGAGGAAGGAGCGCGAGGAGCGCGGUGGUUCGCACGGAGACAAGGCCGCUGGUGAUGGCGAGGAGGCGGCCAAGGAGACGGCUGCGAAGAGGGUCAGGCGCGAGAAUGGCGACGACGACUCGGAGCCUGAGGAAGGUCAAGUGUAG
Messenger RNA from Sporisorium graminicola, 2013 nucleotides. RefSeq lists its product as uncharacterized. Gene Ontology annotation, cellular component: U2-type prespliceosome; U1 snRNP. The transcript has a single exon. Gene Ontology annotation, biological process: mRNA cis splicing, via spliceosome. The record is from RefSeq and is a predicted model, not a curated record. Gene Ontology annotation, molecular function: protein binding; RNA binding. Lineage: Eukaryota; Fungi; Basidiomycota; Ustilaginomycetes; Ustilaginales; Ustilaginaceae. Bases 1 to 2013 code for a protein of 670 amino acids.